This is a messenger RNA of Bursaphelenchus okinawaensis, 1781 nucleotides long. The record is from the annotation of a GenBank genome assembly. Lineage: Eukaryota; Metazoa; Nematoda; Chromadorea; Rhabditida; Aphelenchoididae.
AUGACAACAGCCUGGUUUCGGCGUCUAUCCCGAGACCAGUCGAUCGAUCGGCAGUCGUCGGACGGUGAGAACAUAACCAAAAAGAUCUCCAGUGUCUCGUUAGGACAUCCGAUCAACAAGCACGGUCCACCACCGUCCUCGUCACGGUCGAGAGCGUUCCUGCACGGCUUGUAUCAAGCCUCGAAGCGACGAUUGUCAUUACCGGUCGAUGACGAAAACUGUGAUCGACAUAGCGUGUUGGGACACAAAUGGGGAUCGACUGAUGUUAAGAAACGGCAUGGUUCUACUGAUCUUCUUGAGGUGCUUUGGGUGUUUUAUUGCAGGGACUUUCUUUACAGGGUUAAAAAUGGCAAGAACUUUGUUUACAAAACAAAAAAUGGCAAGAACUUUCUUUACAAAACAAAAAACGGCAAGAACUUUCUUUACAAAAAAAAACAGCAAGAACUUUCUUUACAAAACUGAAAACAGCAAAAACUUUCUUUACAAAACAAAAAAAACCUAUUGACGUCAAGAAAUCUUGCCUGCCCUUAUAUUAUCAUUGAUAUUUUUUGAUUUUUCAACAAUUUUGAGCAAAAAGCUGUGUUAUCAGUGAGGUUUCAAAGCUUUUUUUGUUUCAUCUGACAAAAUUUAUUCGAUAAAUGUUAUAUAUGUUUGAGUUUUUUGAUUAAUAUUAAUCAAAACAAUCAAAAUGAGCUUCAAUUUUACCCCUGUUAGCUUGUAUAAUGUAAGUUGUGGUGGUUUAGGUAACAAAAUUUUGAGAAGUGUGUAAAUUUAGGUAACAAAAUGGAAAAAAAAGUUAUACUUAGGUAACAAAACUUAAAAAAUGGUUAUAUUUAGGUAACAAAAUUAAAAAACCGCAAAAUUUAGGUAAUAAAUACCAAAAACUGCCAUAAUUUGAGAAAAUGACAUAUUUUUCAAAAUAUAAAAAAUUUUUAAAUUUUAGCCAAAAUUUUUAAAUUUUUGAAUUUAAAUUUUUUCAGAAAUUUGAAAACGUUCGAACUCCAAAACAUUCCUCAACCUCAGACCUGACCAGACGAGUAACAGUGGUCGAUAAGCCUGGUCAAGACAAAGCACACUACACUGGACUACGUGGUAGGACGGCUAAGAAAUUGGCACGAAGAUUGGUGGGUUUAAAAUUUUUUUAAAAAUUUUAUUAGGUCCGACAUAAAGAACCCGCCAUUUUUUACAGGAAAAUACAGGAAAAGAAUGGCGGGUUCUUUAUGUCGACACCUUAUGAUUUGAUUUGAAAUUUUAAACUCUGGUUUACUGUUACAUUUUAAAAAUAGGUGUAGAUUUCUCUCAUUAGAAUAACUACGGCGUAUUUUACAUUUUGAUUUACUUACAAUUGUUACUUAUUUUACACUUUUUCAAACACAAUUCAGCAUAUAAACGUGUACGUUUAAUGUAAAACUGCAUUUGCGUGUUAUAUUUUUAAUAAAAAGUAACAAAAAAUAAAACACUAAGAGUAUAAAUAAGUCUACUACAUGUACAAUUUGAUUAUUAUUUAUUAUAAAAGUCUUUCACAUCUUUUCGUUUUAUGGGUACAAGCAGAGGAAGAAAAGGCAGAUAUGGGUAUGGACAAGUAAAGAAAGAAGAAAUAAGGGUAAGGGUAAGUGUGAAAAAGAGGGAAUAUAUAGGUAUGGACAGAGGAAGACAGGGAAAAUAUGGGUGCGGCCAGGAGAAGAAAAGAGGAAAAUGAGUAUAGGCAGGGGAAGAAAGGAGGAAUAUAUGGACGGGGGAAGACAGGAGGAAUAAGGGUAUGGAGGUUUUUUUCAAAAUGA